This is a messenger RNA of Trichomonas vaginalis G3, 2241 nucleotides long. RefSeq lists its product as uncharacterized. The transcript has a single exon. Bases 1 to 2241 code for a protein of 746 amino acids. Lineage: Eukaryota; Parabasalia; Trichomonadida; Trichomonadidae. The record is from RefSeq and is a predicted model, not a curated record.
AUGUUUUUCUUUCUUUGUUUAAAUCAAGCUAUUGUUGAUGAUAUUUUUACCCCGCGUAGCAUGGAUUCUCAAGCAAAUCCGAUUUCAUCCACUCCCAAGCAAAAUCAAGCCACAACGGAGAUAAAUUCAGAAAAUAAAAUUUCCGUCGAAAAUUUGAAACCACUUAAACUUAUUAAUACUGGCUUUAAGUUACGCACAGACAAGCCUCUCUUCAGACACUUCUCUCCCAAAGACACAAUGGCGUAUGAUGAUCGUCUUCAACAAAGAACAGUUUUUACUAAUACCAAAAACAGACCCUCUAUCGCAGGUAAACGUCCUCAACCUCGUUCUGUUUUAAGAGUUUUACCAGUUGAAAAACAAGAAUCUGAAAUAAACCAAGAAGAGUCACCAUAUUGCAUUGGAUGUGGUAUGUAUCUACAAAAAGAAGAAGUUAAACCAUUAGCUUCAUUCACACCAAACAUGGUUAACCUUGCUGAUUAUCUGGAAAAGUGCCAAGAUCAAAGAUUCUCUGAAAAAUAUCCAUCUUUAUGCAAAGAAAUUGAUACUUUAGAAUCAAACUUUGAUUUGUGGAAAUACUUCACUCCAAAAACAAAAACAUCUGCAGCACCUUCACGUCGUUACAAAGAUUCUUAUUCAUAUUUUGUUAACAGUCAGGAAGAAUCACAAACAAACGAAGUCUUAGAUAAAGAAAUAUGUCCAUGGUGCGGCUUUACAUCACCAAAAGAUCAAGCUAAUUCCUAUUUUGUUAAAAGUCAGGAAGAAUCACAAACAAGCAAACAAACAUUACAACCCCCAUAUACCAACAUUGAACAGACAACUCAAAAAGACACUGCACCAUCAAAAGAUCAACUUUUACUUGAAGAACAAACAGAAAAAACAGAAGAGCCAGUUGAUUACCCAAGUCAACAAACGUGCACCAAUGCAUCGGAUUGUGCUGGUUUGCUUGGACAAGGAUCAGCCUUCUAUUCCCCUGGUCGUCCAAAAGAUUCGAAACUUUAUAAAUCUUUAGAUACAGGUGAUCAUUCACAAACAGGAAAACAUUCUGAAAAGCAUCAACGUAUGAAAUUCAUUUCAGAUACCAACAGUGAACAUUCAACUCCAAAUUCAGAUGGAACAAUUUGUCCAUGGUGUGGCAUUAUAUCACAAAAAGAACAAAAUGCCAGAGCAACUAUUCCAAAGUUAUCACGUCCUAGUUUAAGAACUAAUGAUUUGUCUUCUUAUGCAAAAAAUUGCAAAAACUUAACAUUCUAUCUACAACAUGUUCAACAAUGCAAUUCAUUAGGCAUUUUUGGUCCGGAUAAAGCCAAAUUUGAAGAUGAUUCCAAAUCCAUGAAGAAAUCCCAUAAAGAAUCUGAUAUAGAUGUUCAUUCACCAGAAGAAAACUUUUGGUCGCUAUUUUUCCCACCUAAAGCACACGCAGACGAACUUCACAAUUCUAAAUCUAACAGUUUCAGUACACUUGGAGAUAAGUGCAAAGACCCAACUUUCUAUAAAGAACAUACUUAUCUAUGCAUGUCAUUAGGCUAUUUCAUUCCUACUAAAGUCCAUGCCGCAGGUAAGCGCCGUCCAGGAUUAGAUGUUCUUAAUGGUCAAGAAAAGAAACCUCUUCAACUUGUUGAUACCGGUGUUCGUUUACCAGAAGAAAACAGUUUAUGGAAGGAAUUUGAUCCAGAUGAUGUAUCCGCUCACUAUCCACGUAUUCGUCAUGCUGAUAUUUAUGAUGUUAAUGGUGAUGAUUUCUGCAAAUUAUUCCCUAAAUUGUGUGAAUUAUUUGGUCCAGGCAAAGGCAGCCCAGUUUAUCUUCAAGAUGAAAUUCCAUCAACUGAAAAGCUAAAUAAACCUGUUAAAGAUUCUGAUGCAGAAGAAAACUUUUGGUGGCUAUUUAACCCGCCUAAAGCACACGCAGCCGAACUUCACAAUUCUAAACAAACUGUUCCAAAGAGACCUCGUGUUUUGCCAAGAGUUUUACCAGUUGAAAGACAAGAGUCUGAAACAAACCAAGAAGAACCACCAUAUUGCAUUGGAUGUGGUAUGUAUCUACAAAAAGAACAAAACAAAGAAUCAUAUUCAUUCGAACCAAACAUGGUUAACUUCAUUGAAUAUUCAGAAAAGUGCAAAGAUCAAACAUUCUCUGAAAAAUAUCCAUCAUUAUGCAAAGAAAUUGAUAUUUUAGAAUCAAACUUUGAUUUGUGGGAAUUCUUUAAACCAUUCAAGACUGCAGGCACUAUUAUCCGCCAUUAA